AUGAUGGGGACCGAUAAUGGAUAUAAGGUUAGAUAUGACAGUUUGGUAAACAUCAAAGAUUACCCAACCUCUUUUAACUUAUCAAGUAAGGAGGAUAAAUUAGAUUUACGAAAUUUGAAAUACUUGACUUCAACUGAUCAUCUCAAUUGUCCUAUUUGUCAACAACCUUUUAUAAAUCCGCUCACAACAAUAUGUGGCCAUACUUUUUGCAAAGACUGUAUACAUGAGUAUUUGAAGUCCCUAAAUGAUAGUAAUGGUGACAGUGGCAGUGGCAGUGGCAGAGGAGGAGGAAGAGGAAGAGGUAAUAGUAGUGGCGAUCUAGGGUUUUGUCCACUUGAUCGCACUCCAAUUGACGCCGCUAACAUAAAUGACUUAUUCCCUACUCCACUAAUAAUUACAAAUCUUAUUGACGAUUUGAAGGUCGCUUGUUUGAAUAAUGAGCGUGGCUGUGAGUGGACUGGAAGUCGGUGGGAAGUGGAACAUCACGUUUUGGAAUCUUGCUUAUAUACUGGAGUGCGCUGUAAUGGGAUUCGACUAGGAGGAGAAAAAAAUGGAGAAAAAGGACAAGGAGGAGGAGGAGGAGGAGAAGGAGGAGAAGGAGAAGGACAAGGAGAAGAAGAAGGACAAGGAGAAGAAGGAGAAGAAGGAGAAGAAGGAGAAGAAGAGAAAUGCAAAUGUGACUUGUUUGUGGAGAGAAGGUUUCUUAAGGAUGUCAAAGAUUCGGAGUGUGUACAUCGAAUAUUCAAAUGUCACUUUUGCGAUGACGAGAUUACGAAAUUAACUCAGGAAGAGCAUUUGAGUAAAACGUGUUUGUUUAAUUACAAACUUUGUGAAUUAUGUGGUAACGACUCGAUUCCUGAAAAGAACUUUGCCAAACAUCAGGAAAAUUGUAUAAAGAUGGGUAAAAUCAAAUGUCCAGCUCACGAAAUUGGUUGCAGGUGGAUAGGAUCGAAUGAAACUGCAUUAGAGAUACACUUGCAAAAUGGAAAUUGUCAAUUGAAUGAGUUUUUGCCUUUUUACUCAAAUAUGGGUGACCGCAUUUCCUCUUUGGAGCUGGAGAAUAGGUUUUUGCAAAAACAAUUGCACAAAAUUCUUGACUCAAUAAUUCAGGGUAAAAUCUCUAAUCUCGGCUAUAAUGAUAAUCUUGAAGAGAUCAACAAAUUUAAAGACAACAUAGAGGAUCAAGAUAAACUAAUUUACUUGAACUUUGAAUUAGAUCGCUUGAAGUACGAGAUUAACGAGAAACUAAUCCCAUUUAUGAAUAAACACGAUAGUUUUACCACUAGAAACGAACAAGACAACAAUAAAAAUAUGAUGAAAAAUCUUAUCAAUGACAAUUUUAUGAUGAGAGAAGACAUGAACUUGCAGAGAAUGAUGAUUAGUAGCUUACGAAAACAAUUACAGUUUAUGCUCUUUUCAAGGAACCGAAAAAUGGGACUAACCAAUAGUGGGCCUCUAAUGAUGCACAAUAUUAAUGAUGAAAUGGCGAUGCCUGAGUUUUAUGAUGCUAUUUCAGGGAGUACUUCUGAAGAACGUUUAAAUUUGAAGUUAUGA
Lodderomyces oxycetoniae is the source of this 1554-nucleotide messenger RNA. RefSeq lists its product as uncharacterized. The record is from RefSeq and is a predicted model, not a curated record. Bases 1 to 1554 code for a protein of 517 amino acids. Lineage: Eukaryota; Fungi; Ascomycota; Pichiomycetes; Serinales; Debaryomycetaceae. The transcript has a single exon.